AGGAAGGGCUGGCCCAAUAGGAACCCGCUUCCUGUGUGACGUCACGUUUUGCCGCUAAACUCGAGCUGGGAGUGAAAGCGCUGCUGCUACUGUUUCUCACUCCGGGGUUUUCUUUCUUUCUUUUGGCGGUUUUUUUUGUGUUUCUUGAUGGCUUUUUGUUAUAUUUUAUGGCAUCAGUUGAUAAAAUGACGAGACGAGCGGGUGAGAUUAGCGUUUUAUGAGCUUGUGUGUGAUUGUUUUGUUUUUAAAGGAAGAUCGUCCCUGUGAGAGUAACGGUCAUUCUGUUCUCCUGACUAGCGAGCUGAGAUUAGCUGCGCGCGCGCACAGCCUCUGUAUAUUUAUACUGAAUAACACUGUAAAGCGAGGUGUAAAGUGUAAAGCGAGGUGUAAAGUGUAAAGCGAGGUGUAAAGUGUAAAGCGAGGUGUAAAGUGUAAAGCGAGGUGUAAAGCGAGGUGUUACAGUGUAAAGCGAGGUGUUAAAGGGUUAAAUGAUGUGUAAAGCGAGGUGUUGGAGUGUAAAGCGAGGUGUAAAGUGAGGUGUAAAGCGAGGCAUAAAGCGAGGUUUUUGAGUGUAAAGCGAGGCAUAAAGCGAGGCAUUUAAGUGUAUAGUGAGGUUUUUGAGUGUAAAGCGAGGUGUAAAGCGAGGUUUUUGAGUGUAAAGUGAGGUGUAAAGCGAGGUUUUUGAGUGUAAAGUGAGGUGUAAAGCGAGGUUUUUGAGUGUAAAGUGAGGUGUAAAGUGAGGUGUAAAGCGAGGUGUAAAAAUGGGGAUUCAUGGGCUGCUGCAGUUUCUAAAGGAGGCUUCAGAGCCGGUUCACGUGCAGAAGUACCGCGGACUCACGGUGGCUGUAGACACCUACUGCUGGCUGCACAAAGGAGCGUUCUCCUGCGCCGAGAGGCUGGCUAAAGGAGAACCCACUGACCAGUACGUGUCGUUCUGUAUGAAGCUGGUGGACAUGCUCCUGUCCUACGGCGUUAAACCGGUGCUGGUGUUCGACGGACGAAACCUUCCAUCGAAACAGGAAGUGGAGAAAGCGCGCCGAGAGCGUCGUCAGGCCAACCUGCAGAAAGGUAAGCAGCUUCUGCGAGAGGGGAAAGUGACCGAGGCGCGAGACUGUUUCACACGCUGCGUUAACGUCACACCCGCCAUGGCACACCAAGUCAUCAAGGCGGCGAGGGGGCGUGGUGUGGACUGUUUGGUGGCUCCGUAUGAAGCCGAUGCUCAGUUGGCGUUCCUGAAUAAGUGUGGAAUCGCUCAGGCCGUCAUCACCGAGGACUCAGACCUGCUGGCAUUCGGCUGUAAAAAGGUGAUAUUGAAGAUGGAUAAGCAGGGGAACGGUCUGGAGAUAUCUCAGUGUCACCUGGGCCGCUGCCGCUCGCUGGGAGACGUCUUCACCGAGGAGAAGUUCCGCUACAUGUGCAUCCUGUCCGGGUGCGAUUACCUUCCGUCGCUCCACGGCAUCGGGCUGGGGAAAGCGUGCAAGCUGCUCAGGAUGGCCAACAACCCCGACAUCCUCACGGUGAUCAAGAAGAUCGGUCAGUACCUGAAGAUGAACAUCACCGUACCUGACGAGUACAUCGACGGCUUUGUGAAGGCCAACAACACGUUCCUCUAUCAGCUCGUCUUCGACCCCAUCAGCAGGAAAGUAGUGCCUCUUAACCCUUACCCAGAAAACCUGGACCUCCGCACGCUCAGCUACGCCGGAGUGAACGUGGGCGAUAAGCAAGGACUGCAGAUGGCGCUGGGUAACGUGGACAUUUACACCAUGGAGAAGAUCGAUGAUUAUGAUCCAGAUGCUCCUCAAACACGACCUGUUAAAGCCCCUCGCAGUCGAGGCUGGAGCGACACCGCACCCCUCACUGCCUCGCCUCGAGUCAGUAUCUGGAGCAGAGGUUAUGCACUGGGCAGCGUCCAGCCCCAGGCUCCAUCGUCCCCUCAGAGACCUCCUCAAACCCGAGGCAAGCACACCGUCGUGUCCCUGCAUGGGCUCAAACUGCCCACCAGAGAGCCACAGGUCAAGAGACCACGACAAGACUCCGCCGUCUCAGACGAGGACGUGCUGGAGCAGUACUCAUCCAGCACCAAGAAACAGCGCACUGUAACCGUGGAAACGGAGCACAGCAUUCCCAAGGAGACGAAACAUUCCCAAAGAGAGCAUCCUCGACCCCGGAACCGAUUUGCCGCACUGCUGCAGUGGAGGAACCAAUCAGAGGAGGGCGAUAGAGAGCAGGGAACACGCAGCAGGUUUUUUGCGAGCUCUGAUCUCAGUGUAGCGGAAUCUAAUAAAUCAAAGGAAGAAUCAGACAGCUCUGAGAAAUCAGACCACGCCCCCUCGCCAGCUGGAGAAACACUCAGCGCACAGACGGAGAUGAAGACGGAGAUGGAGAUGAAGACGGAGAUGGAGAUGAAGACGGAGAUGGAGAUGGAGACGGAGACGGAGAUGGAGAUGAAGACGGAGACGGAGACUGAGAUGGAGACGCCGCCGUGGCGCACCAGCCUGAGUGCCUUCAGCUGGUCCAGCAGCUCCACAGAACCCUCCAGACCCGGAUCCUCAACUACGGAGCGACCCAAAACUCCCAGCAUGCCCUCGGGCCUCUCGGUCCUGCAGCAGUUCCAGAGGAAGAAGGAGAACUUCAGCUGGGGACGGACUGAAUCUCCUCAGCGCUCUGCACCCUGCUCUCCUGCAGAGGGCGCUGUUGAUAUAGAAACGCCUCCCGGUUCUCCUCCGUCGCAGGACAGCGCGUAUUUCUCUCAGCCCAGCACCGCCGGCACGCAGAGCGCAACCACCUCGCCUGAGACGGAGAGCGAACCCAUUACGGAGAAGGAUCCGUGGAGGGAUUCGGGAAGUUCGGUGUCUCUCGGCGAGGCAUCUGUGAUGGAGGAGGUCAGAUCUACACCCACGGGGACGAAGGUGUCCGGUCUGUCCCGAAUCCGUCCCAGCGAGCAGGAGAAGAGCGGUAAGAUCCGCCCCUCCGCUCCGGCCAGGGCGAGUGGCCUGAGGAAGAAGGCUCAGGGGAAGAAAAUGGCCGUCACUAACGAGAACAGCCCGGGACUGCAGACCACCAUCAGCGGCCUGUGGAAAAACUUCAGCUAUAACAAGGAGAACCCGAAGAUAACCCCCUGUAAGAAAGGAAAACCGAUGUCUCCGGUGAAGGACAACGUGCAGUAAUAGGAAUAAGAGCAUCACUACCUCAGGACGAGUGUGUGGACUGUAGCUGUAGGGUGGUAGAGCGAGCAUCACUUAGUGCUCUCUCUCUCUCUCUCUCUCUCUCUCUCUCUCUCUCUCUCUCUCUGUUUCCGUUAACGUGGUUUUUAAGCUACUAAACUUUUCUCCAUGCGAUAAUUAAACAUACUAUGUAUGUUCAUGACUGAUUUUUUUUUUUACAGUUCAAUAAUGAAAU
This is a messenger RNA of Pangasianodon hypophthalmus (striped catfish), 3399 nucleotides long. RefSeq names its product exonuclease 1 (gene exo1). Gene Ontology annotation, molecular function: metal ion binding; 5'-3' DNA exonuclease activity; DNA binding. Gene Ontology annotation, biological process: DNA recombination; mismatch repair. Lineage: Eukaryota; Metazoa; Chordata; Actinopteri; Siluriformes; Pangasiidae. Gene Ontology annotation, cellular component: nucleus. The record is from RefSeq and is a predicted model, not a curated record. The coding region runs from base 762 to 3167 and encodes 801 amino acids. The transcript is spliced from 13 exons.